UCUAUCCGCGAGCGGAGACAACGAACACAAUGGUACACACAUGGUGGAUAGACAAACUCCGAUGCUUGCACGCAAGCAAUUCCUCUGCAUCUCUCCUCUCUCUCUCUCUCUCUCUCCCCACUCGUCGAAAUAAAUAAAGAAUUUCAGCGGACAGGGUCAGAACAGAGAGCAAGGAUCUUCGAUUCCCUCUUCACCCAAUAAACAAUUCCAAGAAAUGUCUCUGCUUCUGUCUCCCUCCGUUCCCGCUACUCUCACGGCUCUUUCGUCAUCGUCUUCUUCCUCCUCAGUACCCACAAACAGAUCUUCCAGGUCCCUCCCCUUCUUCUCUUCCUCCUCCAAGUCCCCGAAUUUCCUCUCGCACAGGCGACCCACCAGAUCAAGAACCUCAGGCACGCUUCCUCCGCCGCGUGUCGCAGCUCCGACCACCCCCCCGCCGACUUCCGAGCCGGCGGAGCAGUCGAUUGGAGUGGAGGAGCAGUUGGGCGAGGAGAGCUCGUCCUCCAAAUUCUCAUGGAGAGAUCACUGGUACCCUGUCUCCCUGGUCGAAGAUCUCGACCCUCGGUUACCCACUCCGUUUCAGCUGCUGGGUCGCGACACAGUUCUCUGGUUCGACAAAUCGAGCAGCCAAUGGGUCGCCUUCGACGAUCGAUGCCCUCACCGCCUGGCCCCCUUAUCUGAAGGAAGGAUCGAUGAAGAUGGGAAUCUGCAGUGCUCGUACCACGGGUGGUCCUUCGACGGCUGUGGGUCGUGUACUCGUAUCCCGCAGGCUGCAUCGGAUGGUCCUGAGGCCCGUGCAGUUCGAUCUCCAAGAGCAUGCGCUACGAGGUUCCCAACUAUGGUUUCUCAAGGCCUGCUCUUUGUUUGGCCCGACGAGAAUGGCUUUGAAAGAGCUGCAGCCACUAAACCCACAAUGUUGCCUGACGACUUCGAUAACCCAGAGUUUUCAUCAGUGACGAUUCAAAGAGAUCUCUUCUAUGGCUACGACACACUAAUGGAGAAUGUCUCAGAUCCUUCUCACAUUGAUUUCGCCCAUCACAAGGUUACAGGAAGGAGAGAUAGAGCCAAACCUCUGCCAUUCAAGGUGGAGUCGAGCGGCCCAUGGGGCUUUGCAGGAGCUAAUGAAGACCAUCCUAAAAUCAGUGCUAAAUUUGUGGCACCUUGUUAUUAUAUGAACAAAAUAGAGAUUGAUACAAAACUUCCUAUUGUUGGUGAUCAGAAAUGGAUCAUAUGGAUCUGUUCCUUCAACGUGCCGAUGGCACCGGGAAAGACCCGCUCAAUUGUCUGCAGCGCUCGGAAUUUCUUCCAAUUCACAAUGCCAGGGCCGGCAUGGUGGCAGGUGAUUCCUCGGUGGCAUGAGCACUGGACCUCAAACAAGGUGUAUGAUGGAGAUAUGAUCGUACUUCAAGGCCAGGAGAAGAUCUUUCUAUCAAAAUCAGCCGAGGGAUUGGAGGAUGUAAACAAGGAGUACACCAAGAUUACUUUCACUCCCACGCAAGCAGAUCGGUUCGUCCUAGCUUUCCGGAACUGGCUUAGACGUCACGGGAACAGCGAGCCUGAGUGGUUCGGGUCCAGCAAACAGCAACCGUUGCCUUCAACUGUCCUGUCCAAACGUCAGAUGCUGGAUCGGUUUGAACAGCACACGCUCAAGUGUUCAUCGUGCAAAGGAGCAUACGAAGCAUUCAGGACAUGGCAGAAGGUCCUGAUUGGGGCGACCGUCGUGUGCUGUGCAGUUGCUGGAAUUCCUUCAGAAAUUCAAUUCCGCAUUCUCUUGGCUGGUUUGGGAGUUGUCAGCGCAGGGAUCGCAUAUGCAUUACACGAGCUCCAAAAGAAUUUCGUGUUCAUUGACUAUGUACAUGCCGAGAUCGAAUAGGAAAAAGAUGUAGGAUCUGCUUAUGAAUUUUUGCUGAGAAAGCAGAACUCGAGACACUAUACUAGUGAUCGAUAUCAGAGGAAUGUACAGUCAUCAAACAUGUACAAGUUAUGCAGAUUUAUCUCUUCAUAAUUGUUCUCUAUAAUUUAACUGAAAGACCCACAAGAAACUAUACUGUCGUUCUGAGCUUCA
This is a messenger RNA of Punica granatum (pomegranate), 2062 nucleotides long. The record is from RefSeq and is a predicted model, not a curated record. Lineage: Eukaryota; Viridiplantae; Streptophyta; Magnoliopsida; Myrtales; Lythraceae.